AUGGUGGGCUGCCAGUCGUCAGGUUCAGAGAUUCUUCAGCGUUCGAGUAUUAGAGGCGACGAAGGUCACGAUUCUAGCAUGGUCGAUGAACAUGAUGCGGAUAGAAAGACCGUGCCGAUGAACUCACCUGAGUUCUGGAACGGGGCGGAUAUGGAGCAUCUUCAUGUUAUACUGAACAGCUUCAUACUCAAUGAAUCUACUCCUGAGUCAACGUAUGCUAAGUACCCCGGCUGCCGGAGCUUCGACUGCACCCGCAUCUUUCCACACCUAGAGUCGACGGGCGGUCAGCAGGGAAAAAGGAAAAUUGAGACGGACGGCGUUGAAUCAGCUUCAGGAUCGAAGAGAAGUCGUCAAUUUUGUGGUAGUGGUUCAACCUCUAUGGAUUUUCCACCCCUCUCUUACAAAGAGUUCAAGUGUCUUGGAGGGGUUGACCAACAGCAAUACUACAAUAGCACGGCUAAAGCUUCUAGUGCCUGGAAGACCUUUGUGACCUCAUGCCCCCGUAUUGAUAGGAUGGUUUUUCAACACUAUGAGACCAAUAAUCGACUGACUAUCGCUGAGAGGGAGGCGGCAUAUUCUGUGCAGGAACACAUAGAGCGGACGUGGCGCUUAUCCAAGCCACCACUCCCUGAGUUCCGAACAAGACAUACACCCCGAAAUAUGAGCGAACAAACUUGUUGGUACGAUGACGAUCUUCGAUGGAACUCUUUCAGUUCAAAAUUCGAAUUCGGGCAUUCUCAGCUUUCCCAAUCAAGCCACCAGUCGUUAGACGAUUUUGAAAGGUUGACUUGUCAGCGCGGUUUUUAUAAGCACAUAUCUUCUCCUCUCAUCUUUUACCGCCUCAAUAGUCUCGCUGGGGAACUAGAAGUUGAGAGUGACCAUUACAAGAGUUCUUGGGAUAUUACAUUUCAUCACUCGAACAGCGCUGGCACUACCCUCCGGCUAUGGGACAGCAAAGGAAGAGCAAGGGCAGUGUUCUCCGGUUUGAGAGAGGCGGAGGGAGACGCUCUAGAAUUGAUCAACUUUGUGACCUGUUUCAAGUCUCCCCAUACUUAUGAUGGAGUGAUAUCAGGCACGGUGGCUUAA
Penicillium crustosum is the source of this 1086-nucleotide messenger RNA. RefSeq lists its product as uncharacterized. Lineage: Eukaryota; Fungi; Ascomycota; Eurotiomycetes; Eurotiales; Aspergillaceae. Bases 1 to 1086 code for a protein of 361 amino acids. The record is from RefSeq and is a predicted model, not a curated record. The transcript is spliced from 2 exons.